AGAAGAAAAUUCAGUCGUACAAUUUAGGUCUGCUUUAUCAUAUUGUGUAAUAUGGAAACAGAUGAUUUUAAUGAAAUAGUAGUGGAAGAAGCUGCUGUUCCGGAUGCUGCUCCUGAAGAUCCUCUUGUGAUCGUACCCGAUCCAAUUAUCAUCCGUGGUUCUGGUCAUAUCACUGUUUUUGGUUUAACCAACAAAUUUAAUACUGAAUUCCCUUCUUCAUUAGUGGGCAAGGUUGCACCUGAAGAAUACAGCAGCACAAUAAGCAGGGUGAACAAAAUCCUUGAUCGAAUGUUGGCUGUCAAUUUUCGGUGGUUGGUUUUAGGUUGCUUAUGUUGCUGCUGUACUCUUGGCUGUUCUGUUUGGCCAGUUGUUUGUUUAAACAAGCGUACAAAGUCAAGUGUCAGUAAAGCACUGGGAUGGGAGAAUCGACAACUAUAUCAUAAGCUUGGUCUACAGUGGAAACUUCAAAAAAGAAAACUAACCAACAACAACAUGAUGGAAUAUGUGCUAGUAAUAGAACAUUUACCAAAACUACCAAUUUACCAACCGGACUGAAAAUACUGCACAAGUUUGAUUGGUCCUUGUUUUACCCCCUUCAUACACCUUGUGUGGCAUUAGGAGUCUUAGUUUUCUUUCUGGACACAGUGACAAGGGAACUUCAGGAUAUCUUUUUCUUGAGAUAUCUCUUCUACCUCCCUUUAUAUUUACACAUCAUGAAGACAUUCAGCUGUCAGUUCUCAGUAAAUUCAAAUUGUCAGUUUUUGGCAGCUUUUUCUUUCCACCAAGCAUGCUGGCAUGCUAUCUUUGAACAUUUAAUUUUCCAAUCGGCAGAAUCAUGUAUUUUCUUAUUGGAUACAAUUCAUACAUACAAACAGUUUCAUAGCAAAGUUACUAUGGUGUAAAAUUAAACUGUACCGAAAAGUGAAUAAGCAAGUUUUACCACUUUUUUAGUGGUUUUAUCAUUCCCUUCACAUCUAACUUUUCUCUAAGAAGAUGUUAAGGUGAAGUUCAUAAUGUACAGUUAUAACAAAAAUAACCAUGUUUUCUGUUGCAAAAGAAUUUUAUGUUGGCUUUUAAUUAAGACACUCAGGUAGUAAAAAAAUGUUGACUGUCAUAUUUAUCAGUUACCUAUUGGUAUUUUACUUUAUCAUUGCAUAUUCAUACGACUGGCAACUUGUCAACAGAUUCAAAAUCUAAUUCACUUUGUAGAAAUGCAACUACUUUCAAAACUUAUAACAACCGAAAAAGUAUUACAGGCGAAAAUGCAUUGCGGAAAAAACAACGUGGUAAUUGUGUCACCUUUUUGUGCUAGAUCAAUUAACACCGUCUAAAAUUCAUGCUCUACUUUAUUACAAUUAUGUAAACCGGUCUAAAUUUUAUAUUAAAAUUAGCGACUAACACUUCAAAA
This is a messenger RNA of Ciona intestinalis (vase tunicate), 1408 nucleotides long. The record is from RefSeq and is a predicted model, not a curated record. NCBI's taxonomy places the organism in Eukaryota, Metazoa, Chordata, Ascidiacea, Phlebobranchia, Cionidae.